AUGGCCUUCCGUCAAGCUCUUGUCUACCAACGCGCCCUUUUGUCAGCUCGCAACGCCCCAAGACUUUGCGUACCAGCUAGACUUGCCACCACCUUGAAUGACGGGGCCAGCAAAGCUCAUGAUCACUCCACUCACUUCAAGAUUGAGCGCAUGUUUGCCGUAGGAAUGCUUCCACUCCUCCCCGCUGCUUAUUUCGUCCAUGGACCAGUAAUGGACGCUGCUUUAACUAUCGCCCUUACCCUCCAUAUUCACUGGGGAGUCCAAGGAGUAAUUGCCGAUUAUGCUCGCCCAUUUGUAAUUGGAAGCGGUGCUGCUAAGGCCGCUAGAGGUGGUCUGUAUGUGGUCUCUGCUUUACUCCUUGCCGGACUCCUCCAUUUCAACACCAACGAUGUAGGACUCACCAAAGCUUUCGAGAUGGUUUUCGCUCUUUAA
This is a messenger RNA of Auanema sp. JU1783, 432 nucleotides long. NCBI's taxonomy places the organism in Eukaryota, Metazoa, Nematoda, Chromadorea, Rhabditida, Rhabditidae. The record is from the annotation of a GenBank genome assembly.